Molecule: messenger RNA, 2949 nt
Organism: Pollicipes pollicipes
Lineage: Eukaryota; Metazoa; Arthropoda; Thecostraca; Pollicipedomorpha; Pollicipedidae
Product: protein tramtrack, alpha isoform-like
Exons: 7
Coding region: 154-1407 (417 amino acids)
Biological process (GO): regulation of transcription by RNA polymerase II
Cellular component (GO): nucleus
Molecular function (GO): protein binding; DNA binding
Source: RefSeq, a predicted model, not a curated record
GCUGGAGGAGCACGCGUCCGCACAGGUUGUCGGCUGUUGGGGGCGUUACCCACGCGGCCCUGGCUGCGUGCUCCACUCCGGCGCCCAUCGCUGAGGCGGGCUUGUCAGCGAUAUCCGGUGUCUUACAUUCAUCAGAGCGCGUCACGCCACGCCAUGGCCGCCAACCAGCAGUUCUGCCUGAAGUGGAACAACCACCACAGCAACCUGCUGAACGUGUUCGAAGCGCUGCUGCACACGGAGGCGUUCACGGACGUGACGCUGGCGGUGGACGGCGCCUCCAUCAAGUGUCACAAGAUGGUGCUGGCCGCCUGCUCGCCGUACCUGCAGACGCUGCUGGCCGAGCACGUCACCACGCAUCCGAUCGUCGUGCUCAAGGACAUUCGCCUGCACGAGAUGCGCGCCCUGCUCGAGUACAUGUACCGCGGUGAGGUGAACGUGGCGCAGGAGCAGCUGGGCUCGCUGCUCAAGGUGGCCGAGACCCUCCAGAUCAAGGGUCUGGUGGAGGAGGGCCGCUGGGAGCGGCACAAGGUCGAGGGCGGCGGCGCCGAGCGCGCCACCAUCGAGCCGCGCCAGCCGUGCCCCGACUCCAACCCGGCGGCGGCGGCGGCGGCAGCAGCAGCGGCCGCCGCAGCUGCCGCCGAGCUGCAGAAGAAGAAGCGGCGACCGCAGGAGGUCUGGUGCGAGAGCAACCCGAUCCUGCGCACGGUUUUGGGCCAUGGCGGCAUGUCGGGCCUGGACGUGCCGUCGCUGAUGGCUGCCGCCAUGGGCCGCGAGAUCAUGGACCGCGAGUUCGCCGACAGACAGGUCAUGUCCAGCACGGGGUCGGAGGAGAACCACGGCGCGCCCAGCACGCCGACCAGCGAGCCCGACAUAGACAAGAUCAGCAACGGCUCCGUGGGCGAGAUGCCGCCCCACUGGGACUCCAAUUUGUCGAGCUACAUGAACAACUACAUAAACUUCGCGCCGACGCCGAUGCGGCCCGAGUGGAAGCGGUACAAGCAGUACAGCAAGACGGACCUGCAGCAGGCGCUCGACGCCGUCAAGGGCGGCAUGACCGCCCUCCAGGCGUCGCGCAAGUUCCACGUGCCGUCUCGCACGCUCUACGACAAGAUCAAGAAGCUGGGCAUCCCGACCAUGCCGCGCCGCUACCCGCGCUCCGUGGGCGCUGUGCCGCCGUCGCCGUUGCCGCUGUACCCGGCCGCGCCGCCCACUGACGAAGACGACGGCCAGGCGGAGCGGCAGCGGGCCAACGGCGACGCCAGCGACGUGCAGCGGCAGCCGAUGGAACUAGUGGUUGGUAGGCGGCGCCCGAGCGGCGGCGCCCUCGAGCGCGAGCUCGGCGAAGACGGCAUCAAGCGACACCGCGACGAGUCGGACGAUGCCCGCGAGCUGGACGUGGUGGCCUAGCGCGCGAGCGUGCGCGCGUCACACGGAUUGUGAUCUAGCAACGGAGCAUUCCACGGUCUGUCUCCGCCUCAUGACAAAGGUAACCAUAUCAAAAUGUGCACCGCGGGCGCCGGCGCGUCUGUCUAUGGUAGUGGGGUGGCUAGCGUCUGGGCGCUCAGGGUGAGCGGAGCCCCUGCACUGUACAAAUUGUGGUGUGCAAUGCCGGCGGCGCCGGCGGCUGGCGCGCGGCUGCGGGACCGGCCGCCGGGCCGCCUGUUGCUCAAGUGAGAAUCAAAGGGUGCUGGCCGGGCCGCGCGGCCGCUCGGUGCGCGCGAUGCCCCGUCCGCACCGGCCCGGUCCGCUGGUGGGUCCUCACACAGGGCACGCGAGUGCUGGCCGCGCGCACCUUCUCAUUGUAGUGUGUUCGUCUGUAAUUACGCAGCUGAACGGGGGGACGCCGAUCGGUGGGGAAUUACAUGCAGCGUUGUCAUGCCCCCUCUUGCCCGGGACUCGGACGGUGAUGCUGCGUUUUGCAGUCAGGCGUGAAGCAGAUAAGGUGGGUUUGUUAUCUACAAUGUGGCCGCUUCCUGAGCGCUUUUGACUGCCGACUUUGUUAGCUUGGCUAGCCGUGCACCGAUGCUUCCGCUUCUCUUUAUGUGCUGUGCUCACGUCCUAGGCCGCUUCGGGCCGAGCUCCGUGAAGCUCCCAGAAAUCAAAACCUCCGCCGCUGAUAUUAUGACGUGAUAUUUUAUGGCGUGCGCGUCGGUGUGAUCAUGUGAGCCGAACUCAGACAUGUUUGUUUCAUUCCGCCGUGCCCGUGCGGACUGGAGCCCACGAUAUUACCAUGUAUCUCAGAGAUGUGCUGCUCGUGGCACAGGGAGUACGGUCACACUUGAAUAUGCACAGGUGUUAACCGUCUAUGCAUUGUUUGGCGGGCCGUCGUCACUCGUGCACCAAGCGAAUGUGGAACAUCGAAGUUACACGCGACUUUAAUUAAACGCAAGUGUUUCAUUGUUUUGAUGUACUGUUGCGUGUGGUUCGUAGUUUUGUGAACAGAGGGAUGCCUGAAGACAUAGGCUGUAAGGGACAACCAUGCCUGAAGACUUGCACAAUUAGGCUAGAUUUCCCGGUACGCGAGACUGCACGGUGCCGCCGUGGUUGUCGGGAGGGUGUUAACAUUCCGAUGAACCUUGGCCGGCUGGCCUGUUGUGUGUGGGGGUCGGUUGGGGGAGGGCGUGGCCAGCCGUCGUGUGGCCCCUCUCUAGUUUCCAUAUCUGUGCGCCUUCGGACUCAUUCCGCCGUCCUUGCGCGCCGCCUGGCGGCGCGCCGUGGCCUUGCUCGCUCCAGCCGGUAGGGGCGCCACUGUCGUCGCGUGCGGACCCGCCGCCGCACGGGCGUGUUCGGCAGGGCCGGCGCAGCAGGGAGGCCAGGGGAAGAGAGUAUUUUUGUUACUGCCAGUUGCGUCCAGGGCACAGGAGGACCGAGUGUUGUCUGUUAUUUACUUGAUAGAACUAAUUUAUGGGAGUGGUGUAGAUACGGUGUAAAUAAAUGCGUCUGUUGGCU